GAAAAUCUAACAUCUUAUAUGUAUAUUAAUGAAAGAUAUAACAUUUAGAAAAAUGAACUCAUAGAAACUUAUUAAAGUUAUCGUAUACACAUAAAUAAAUAUUUUAGUGUCAAAUAUGCACAAGUUAUAAAAAAUCAAAGAAAAAUUAAACGGUAAAAGCAGUCACAAUUUUAAAAAAUCACGGUUCAAAUUGCGUUAGACAAAAUGAAAUUGAACUAUGAAAAUUUUAUUUGCGCAGUGAAUUUUUAGGAUGUAUGUCAUUUUCAUUGAAUUCAUUAAGACAUGAAAAAAUAAAUGGAUCCUACAAAUUGCAAACUCAAAAUUGUUUAUCAAAUUUGACACCAGCAAUAUUGUUGACUUCGCAAAAUAUUCAUCAAAGUUUAACAACUCCAUCCAAAAACCAAAACGCCAAUUUAACAAAUUUACAACAAAAUUCUGUAUCAGAUAUAUCGACAAGUUCAACAGAAAUGGCUGCAGCUGCUGAUAAUAAACCAAUUUCAUUAUUAUUAAAUACAAAUUUAGAUACAAAUCGUCCAGUAAGUCUAGAGGAUGAAGAUGUUAUUAGUAUAGAUAGUGCAUCAGCAGCUGCAAAUGCUAUUGACGGCCAAACUGGGCAAGUUAUUUUAAGUAAAAAAGCAAUUCAUCAACGUGAUGCGGAUGAAAAUUUAUUUUUAAGAUUUUUGGAACUUGAUCCACCGACUGAUACAUUAAAUAAUAUAACAGCGCCAGGUGUAUCAACGAGUAGUGCUGCUAGUACCGGUGCUAACUCGAUAGUAACAAGUAAUACAAUAAAUGCAACAUCAUCAGCACGUAGAACAUCAACAUUUCCAAAAUCAUUAAGUGGUCGAACUCCAUUUACAGUAACAAAACGUCUGACGCGAACUUCUGAACGUGGUUUUGGUUUUUCAAUAGUAUGGACACAUCCACCCAGAGUGGAAAAAAUUGAACCUGGUUUGUCAGCUGCUCAAAGCGGUAUACUACCAGGCGAUUAUGUGAUAUUUGUUGAUAAGCAUAACGUUGUUACAAUGCCAGAGGCAGAUAUUUUAAACUUAAUUAGAUCGCAAGGUAAUAAUUUAACAUUAGAAAUAUUUCGUCGACAACCGUCAUCUGGUAUACCUCCGUUAACUUCAAUAACAUCAACCCGUUCAACUGGUUUAAGCGGUGUUUUAGCAGCAACAAAUAGUUCUGUUUGUGAUUCAACAACAAUGGUAAAUGGCUUAAAUAAAUCUAGGGUAGCUAGUAUUGCUAGUACAACUGAUUAUUCUGGAUCACCAGCAUUAAGACAUCCUGGACCAUUAAAUUUACAAAGUGGUUUAACAACUUGUGGACCACGUAGUUCAAUAGCUUGUUCAAAUGCAUCAUUAGAAACUACUAAACGUAAAUUACAGUUACCUCAGGUCACAUUUAGCAAAGAGAUUGAGCGCAGAAAACUUCUUUUAUUGAAACAACAAAAGAAAAAUGGACAAAUUCCAAAUCAGUCUAUAGGUCCAGUAACAGAUUUGAGAAAACGUUUUUUACUUCAGCUGAUAAGUAGAGAACAAAAUUUUGUUGGCGCUAUACAAUUUGGUAUCCAAAGAUUCAUAACACCGUUACAAGAGCGUAAAGAUUUAAUUUCGCCUAAUGAUCACAGAACAUUAUUUCAAAAUAUAGAUGAAUUAAUGCGAAUAUCUGAAGACAUUUUAGAACAGUUAGUUAACGAAAAUAAUGAACAAGAUCCACAAAUGAAUUUUACAUCAAGAGUUUAUCUAUCAAAAACGACAGCUAUAUGUGCAGCUUACAAAAAAUAUUGCAAUGGAAUUAAAAGAGCCGAUUGUGUUUUGGUAAAUAAAUCACGACAACCAGGAUCAGAUUUUGUGUCAUUUAUUACAGAACCACAAGUGCCACGUAGACGACCUGAUUUAACUAUGUUAAUACAUAGACCACUUCAACAUUUUCGUGAAAUUUUAAAAUUAAUGCAAUUAUUAUCAUCACAUUGUCAUGUGGAUAGUGAAGAGCACAAAAAUUUUACGAGUGUUAUUAAUGAAUUACAAGCUGCUUACCGUGAAAUUACAGUAGGAGGUGGUCUAAUGGAGCCUUUAGGGGAAGGUAGACCAUUGUUAACAUUACAAGAUUUAGAAGCAAGAAUGGUAUUUACUAGAUGUAAACCAUUCACUUUGGCCGUACAAGGUCGCCAAUGGAUUUUUGGAGGAGAUCUUUCACGUGUUGAAGGUCGAUCAAUUAAACCAUAUUGGACGUUAUUAUUUAGUGAUAUUAUUGUAUUUGCUAAAGUUAGUCGUGAUCGGGUUUUAUUCAUCACUGAAGAGCCAUUACCAAUUGCCAAUAUAGUUGAUUCGUGUUUUAACAUAAGAAAAAAAAACACAGAAUUCCGAAUUACUGUGGAUCCAAAUGGGCGUUCCAUAGAAAGUCCAACAGCUUACUGUGCACCUGACUUAACAAAAACACCUAAAAAAAAUACAAGGAGGAAAAGUCUGAUUUUAAGAGCACCAUCGCUGGAAUUAAAAGCAGUUUGGCAAAACUUGUUACAAAGACAAAUUUUUUUAGUGAAUGCUGCAUUAGGUUCCACGCCACUAUCGAGUCCACUAGAUUCACCAGAUGUUUUAAAUACCUUAGUACCAUUGAGUGAUAUUGGAGCUACAAACACAUCAAUUGCAUCCAUUAAAUUAACUUCAAUGGAUAGUUUAAAUUUAAAAAAUCAACAACAACAACAGCAUCGCAAAAUAAAUGUUGCUCAACAUAUGGAAACGUUAAUCGAUGAAAAAUGCCGUAUUUUGAAUAAAACUGGUACUUCAAAAGCUAGUGCACUACAUUUAGCAAAUUGGAUGAAAGGUCAAUUAGAUAAACAACAAGAACAGGCACGUUUAGUAGCAAUUACGCAAAUGCAAUCAAAUGAAAACUUAGAUAAAGAAGAUAUAUUUGUAUCUGAGGAAGAGGAGGAAGAAAAAAUUACAUUUUGGACCAAAGAACAAUUAGAGAAACGUACAAAAGAAUUGAAUUUUGCAAAAGAAAAUCCAGGUGUUAAACCAGUACAUCGUGCAUUUGGAGGUAAACGAUUGAGUGGUGUUGAAGAAGUCGCUUUUAGUGAUGUUGACUCUGAAGUAAAAAGCCCGUCCAGAAGUACAACGUCAGAUAGUCAAAUAACAGUCCGUUCCAGUCCAAAUCCAAAAAUAAUAGAUAAGCUAUCAGUAUGCCGUCAUUGUCAUAAAAAUUGUAAACAAUCAUUAUUAAAAUCAUCAGAAGCACCAUCUUCACCACCUUUGUUGUCUAAUUCCCUAAAAGUCCAACAUAGCCAAGCAUCGCCUAAUCGCUGUUGUAAACUCAAUGGAUUAGCUACGAUAUCAUCUUCAUUAGUAGAAGACAUGUCUAAUGAUGCAUUUAGUCCUAAAGAUGAUAUCAUUAGAGGUAGUAGUAUUUCCAGUGAAUCUAGCACUGUUACUGGUGAUCGCAGUCAUCAUAGCAAUGAAAUUUUAUUAAAUAAAUCAAGUGAAAAAUUAAUUAAAACAUCUCGUUCAUAUCCAAAUUCAGUUGCGUCGGUUCCAAUCACCACGACACAGAUAAUAAAUGGCAAUAUAUCAAGAAGUGUUACAGAAGAGUCCAUGACAUCAAUAUCUCGUACAUCAUUAUUAAAAUCUAUCACCGAAACUACAACAACAGAAUCAGUUUCAUCAACUGCAAACAUUUUAAAUUCGAUAAAAGACACAAAUGUUGAUCAAAACACAAAAAUGAUGCAAAAAGUUAGUAAUAUACCUAGUAAAGAUAAAAAUCAAUUUGGGCCAACAAGAAAAUCACCAGCUUUAGGUUUAUCUUCGUUACUUAUGAAAUCCUCCGCAUGUCAGAAAUUUAUAAAUACAUCCGAUAAGAAUUAUAUUCCAUGUAAUUGUAAAUGCACCCCAGAAGAUUUUUCAAACACUACUUUAAGUCCAGAUGAGCUGAAACAGGAGACAUGUAAAAUAAUUGAAGAUGUAGCAAUAUUGUCUAGUCAAAUUCCUCUCAAGUCUUCAAGCGAUUCCCCAUCCAAUAAAAACAUUUUAACACGUGAUAAAGAUUUGCAUCGGCAUUGUAAAUGUAUAUGCAAUAAAACUGCGAAGGAAGAAUUUUUCAAGAACAAAGAAAGCGACGAAGACUUAUCUUUAGUACUAAUUGGAUUAGCUCAAUUAAAUCCAGCUGCAAAGCUUUUGAAUUCAAAUGACUUUGUUCCUACAAUUUCCGUUGUGCCACCUACACCCGAAAAUACAUUAUCAAAAACUUGUAUUAAUAUUUGGGAUAAUCAAUCUUCGCAAUCUCACACGUUUCAAUUAGAUAAAAAUUUAAAUCCUAAAACUAUACCCAUUCAUCCGUUAAUUGAAAAUAUUAAUGAUACACCUGAUGAUUCACCACUCGAUGAAGAUCCACCUUAUAGACCAAUGAGUACAGGUUUAAGACGAUUCGGAACUCUAUCAAGUUUAGAAAAGUUACCUGGAGAUGAAAAUCUUAACGCUGAAAAUACAGACGAUGACGAUGAUGUUAACGAUUUAGAGCACGAUGAAGAAGACAUCAAAGUGAUUACUAAAGAAAUUUUUGAUGCAAAUCAUCAGCAAACUACCUUAAGAAAUUGGACAUCAAAGGCUGGGUCAUAUGUUGCUGGGAAAAUGUCAUUUUUUGAAGAAUCAAGAGCUUUCAUUGAUAAAUACCUAGGUAGAUGGAGUGCUGAAAAUGAUGAUAAUGAAGAAGAGCAAUUAGAAGAAUGCACUUCUGGUGAAGAAGUGUGGGGGACGCCAACGAGUGGUGGAGAUAACGAUGAUCUUCAAAUGCCAAAUUCUGACUUAACACAAUCGUCCCCAACAAAAUCAAGUGGGUCAUUAAAUGACGAUGAUGAUACCGAAUUGAUGAUGGACGAACUAUUAAUGGCACCACCGAUGACUGCUAGUACAAUCAGAGGAUUAUUACCACGGCGACGUUUAGAGCCACUUUUUGAAGAAGAAACCGAAAGUGAUGAAGAAAAAACUCAACUGGAAAGUGAAGAAAUAAAAAAGGGGGAAACAGCGGCAAAUGGCCACGAUUUAAAAAGUUCCAGUGGAAGUUCAAGCGAGGAAGAAUCGGAAAAAGCGAUAGCGACAUCAGUUCCAGUACAACAAACUUUCAAGAAAAUAGAAAAAAAAACGAUUCAAGAAGAAAAAUUGACACCGAUAACGAUUCAAUUGCGUCUAAAGCAAAUGCAAAUACAAAAACGGAAUUUUUUAAUGAUGAGAGAAGCAGGCUUAAUAACAUCUUCGCCACAACAAUCAACAAUGACAACGAAAAAUAUACCGAUGCGGGAAACAGCUAUUUCUACAACAACCGAAGCAACAAAACAAUCGAUAUCAAUGAAAGAGCCAUUGAACUCAAAGAUAGAACAACAACCAUUAAAUCAAAAACAGAGUGGAAUUACGGCUCCGAUUCUGACGAUGACGAGAGUUUUGAAGACAUCAGCGAUUACUACAACAAUGAGCAACGAGAAAAGUACUAUAUCAGUAGGGGAAGUUUGUUUGCAAACAACGGCACCAAUGAAGAAUCCAAAAUUUUCACCUCCUCCGCCGCCGCCCCGACGUCUUCUUUUAACCAAAUCAAAUCAAAAUUUGGAAGAAACUGGUGUUCAAACAGUAAACAAUCGAAUACAGCUUCCUCAAAAAUCUGGCGAUACUGCUGAUAUUGGUUCGGGGGCUGCUAUCGAACGACCCCCGACAACGCAUCAAAUAGACCAUUUUCUAGACCGAUUUGUACACACAGGUCAAAAGGGUGCAUACAAUACAAAAGACUCUGUGGAAAAUAUAGGCCUUGCCGAAAACGAAAUAUUAAAGAGCAAAGCGGAGCUAGUACAAGUGGAGAAGAAAUCAGCAAAUACCUUAAAGAAAGAGGGUACGCUGACCCAACAAUUCCGUCAACAAGCCGAGAAAAUUUCGGUGGAAACGGCAAAAGACGAUAUGGACUGUGCACAAAAUUUCUCUCGUUUAAGCCCUCGGUUAGAAAUGCGCUUAGCCCUCAAUCACGAUAUUCUAGGGGACGAAGAUUUAAUAAGCUACAAUCCUGGUCCCGACUUAACAAGAAUUCUAGGGCACGAUCUGUCAACAUAUCAUCGGCGAACGGGAAAAGAUUUGCUGAAUCGAGCGACACUGAACCGUUCUACGACAAAUCGAAUUCAGCCAAAAGAGGCUGUCAUAUCGUUUUGUCAACAGCGAAAUUCCAAAAUGGAUACACCAACAGUCAAACGACGUCAACAACAAAUACAGGAACAAAAAAGUCAAACAAAUCAAAAUAUAUGGAACAGUUCUGUAUUUGUGGAUCAAAUCAAAAACGACGUCGGAAACGAAAACAAGCAAAGAAAAUACAGCAACAGCAGCGACGGGAGCAAAUUAAGCGAUCUAGAGCUCUUAGCGAAACAAGAGAAGAUGUAUUGCAUGUCUCAAUUGAGGAGUGGAUCACCAGCGAAGAGUCUUCAAUACGAAGUGAAGGAGAAAAAUAUCUCGAAGCUCGCGACAACAAUGAUGACGACUGUUUUGUCAUCGCAAGCGACAACUGUAACAACGACAACAAUUAGAAGAAAUUCUUUUGCAAUGGCAGUAAGUGAUAACAGUGACAGCGAUAGCCUUAUAGGAAGUGGAAAUGAUAGAGGAAUCGGAAGAUCAAGUAGAUUGUACAAUUUUUUGUUAAGAAGAAAUUCAGAAAAUCAUUUAAGUAAAAUAUUAUCACAAAAUUCUCUUAGUGAAUCAACUGGAAGUAGUACGCCAGGUCGUCGUCUUAGUAGUUUGUUAUCUCCUAGAAAAGAUAAUGAUAAACCAUCUUUAAAUCGCCGAUUUUGGAAGCAGUUAACGAAAAGACGCAGAGCUAAUUCUGUUUCACAAUUUUCGGAAAUUUCAACUAGUUAAUAUAAAAAAUAUUUCCUUCAUAAAUUUUUUCCAUUUUAUUUAAAAAUUUUUUCAUGUAGUGCGUAAUUAUAAAAUUAUAGUUAUUAAAAAUUUUCCAAUAAUGAAAUCAUAGAAAAUAACCAGAUUUGAAAUUGAAAACGUUCACUUUAAAAACUGUUAUCAAAAGUAUUACUUUUAUUUAAUAAAUUCCUAUAAUUUAAAAAUUUUUUGGGUGCAUCAGCUUUGUAAUAUUGAUACGAGUUGAUGUAUAUAUGUAUUUUAAAAUCGAAUAAUAAGUAUCAUACCGUCGUGACGGUAUAAGUUUUUGGAAUUCGAUUUAGGUUAUUGUAAAUUUUUAUGGAAAUUACAAUUAAGAUUCAAACAUAGCUAUAAUUGUAUAAGUCCUUCGUAUAUACGAAUAAUGGCCAUUAUAAACGGAAAAAUUAUUUGAAAUAUUUAUAUUAUGCUUGAACAAUUCGAAGAUUAUAUUACUAUAAAGAGUUCCAAAUGCACAAAAGAAACUAUACUCUAAUUGUUACCAUAAUGUGGUAUUCGAAAUUUUUAAAUAUUUGUUUGCUCAAUUCAUUUUUAAUCAUUUUUUUUAGAUUCUACAUUUAUUGGAAUUGAAGAUAUAUCUAAGCAAUAAGAAAGUAGCAUUUUUUUUUUAAAUUUUCUUAAUAUGAAAUUCCUAGUAUCGUAAUGAAAUAUAGUGUAUAUGUUGUGGACAAUACCAACAUGGAAGAAUUAUCUCGUUUUAGUUACCCGUAUAUAUAGUAACAAGCCAAAUCACGUCAUUUGGAAAAUAAUUUUCAAUUUUUCAUCCGUUUGGAAUGCUCAUCGGUUAAAAUAUUAUACCAAUGUAUAGAAAAAGCAUGAAUCACAAUUAAGUCUGAAUCACAAUUUAUAAGAACCAUAAUAAUUUUAAAUCUAAAAUCAUUUGUAGACAAAAUAAUUAAUUAUUUUACUCGCAACAUUCAAAUAGAAUUAUUUUUAUUAAUUAAAAUUCAUAUAUAGAUUAAGUUUAGUCAAUAUAACACAAUACAUAUAGAAUUUAUUUUUAACUAAAUUAAAAUUUUAAUUCCAAUUGUUUAAAAAUAGCUUAUUAAUAAUAUUAUUGUUAUUUAAUUUAUACAGUUAAAAUUUUAAAAACGAUUUUAUUAAUUAUUAACUAUUAUUUAAUUCAGCUUAAGUUAAAAAAAAUAGGAAAGUUAUUUUUUACUUACACAGUUGGGGCUGAAUGUAAAGUUCAAAGUAUGUAUGUACUCGCGUAUAUGUAAGUAGUUUAAUUCGAAGAAUUUUUUGAACAUUGAAAAAUUAGGGAUAAUAGUUGUUGGUCUCUCCUAAAAGUAUCAUCAUCACGUCAUUUUUAAACAAAACAAUCAAACUUAAAACUAUUAUGUUUUUCCCUCCUUUUUUCUAAUAAUUUAAUCGACACAAUAGUAUCUUAACGUAACUCUUCGUAUAGAAUUUUAUGGGAUUUGCAACCGAUAUAAUAAUUGCAGUUACCAAUAUUAACCUAAAACUAAGUUUUUUUUUAUCUAAUAUUUUAUA
Condylostylus longicornis is the source of this 8408-nucleotide messenger RNA. RefSeq lists its product as uncharacterized. The transcript has 16 exons. The record is from RefSeq and is a predicted model, not a curated record. Lineage: Eukaryota; Metazoa; Arthropoda; Insecta; Diptera; Dolichopodidae. The coding region runs from base 255 to 6878 and encodes 2207 amino acids. Gene Ontology annotation, cellular component: plasma membrane; nucleus. Gene Ontology annotation, biological process: signal transduction. Gene Ontology annotation, molecular function: guanyl-nucleotide exchange factor activity; protein binding.